CCAUGAUAAACUUUUGUGUGUGACAACAUAUUAUACUAACAAACAUUACCGAUUAUGUGCAGGAGCAAGAGAUGGAAAUCGAGGCUUUAAAGGCCAUCCUAAUGGAUGAGUUUGAAGAAAUUCAACCUAGCAUAAGUGGAUUGAACACCUCUAAUCCAUGUUUCCAAAUCAAGUUAUGCCUUAAGGAGGAUGAGACUGAUUCAAUCGAUUCAGUUCAAUUAGGGUUCAUUUUCUCACAUACAGAGAAAUAUCCGGAUGAAAUUCCUCUUUUAAAUUUGAAAAGUAUAAAAGGAACUCAAAUAUCGGAUCUCAAAGUUCUGAAAGAAAAGCUUGAACAAGAGGCAUCUGAGAAUCUUGGAAUGGCUAUGAUUUACACUCUAGUUACCUCAGCUAAAGAAUGGCUUGCUCAAAGAUUUGCUCAAGACACUAACAAUGACAAUAUGCAAGAAGCGGUGGCAGCUAAGGAUGAGAUAACUGUACCGCAUGGAGAACCUGUCACCAUUGAGACUUUUUUGGCAUGGAGAGAAAAAUUUGAAGCAGAAAUGGCACUUGAGAGAGCCAAGUUGUUGCCAGAAUCGGCCCUUGCAGGAACUAAAGAGAAGAAAAUUACCGGCAAGGAGUGGUUUCUAAGUGGAAGAGCUUCUACGAAACGUGCAGCACCAAUUAUUGAAGGGUCCAAUGAUGAAGAUGAAGACGAUUUUGAUAUUGAUGUCGAAGUUGAUGAGGAGGACAUGCUUGAUCACUACCUAUCUGAGAAACUAGAAUCAUCUAAUCAGACGUCGGCUUGAAUGUCUGUAGAAAAUUGUUAUGUUGUCAUUGACAAAAACCAAUUAUUCCUGUUAAAGCCCAUAUGCCGGUCUCACCUGAUGGCCAAGUGUGUGUAGUCAAUUUACACACUUGAAUUAAUUUGCUUAUUUCAGUCAGUCAAUAGUUAUGUAGGUAGAAU
This is a messenger RNA of Erigeron canadensis, 946 nucleotides long. Its product is annotated as RWD domain-containing protein 1-like. NCBI's taxonomy places the organism in Eukaryota, Viridiplantae, Streptophyta, Magnoliopsida, Asterales, Asteraceae. The transcript has 11 exons. Gene Ontology annotation, molecular function: protein binding. The record is from RefSeq and is a predicted model, not a curated record. Gene Ontology annotation, biological process: cytoplasmic translation. The coding region runs from base 72 to 788 and encodes 238 amino acids.